AUGGUGGGAGGCUGUGGCUCCUCCUUGCCUUCCGCGGGCGGGAGUUAGCCAGCCACAAAAACAACAUGAAAGAAACUGAUAUCAAGACACUACUGUAUGCUCAUUUUUUAUGCAUAUUUUCGGUGAUUCUAAGUGUCUUUCUUCCAUCAUUCUUCCUGGAGAAUUUCUCAAUAUUGGACACACACUUGACAUGGUUGUGCAUCUGUUCUCUUUGUGUAACUUCAGUGAAAUGGAAAAAUGUAUUGGCCUUCAGGCAUUCUCUCCAGUCUUCACAUGAUUGAUUUCUCUUCCAGGUAACCAGACUUUUGAAAUGCUGUAUCUACUUUCUCGUGUCUUGUUUCUCCUUCCAUGUGAUUUUUGUUCUAUAUGGAGCCCCACUCAUUGAGUUGGUGUUGGAAACAUUUCUAUUUGCAGUUAUUUUGUCUACUUUUACUACUGUACCUUGUUUAUGUUUGUUAGGACCAAAUCUCAAAGCAUGGCUAAGAGUUUUCAGUAAAAAUGGAGUUACCUCCAUCUGGGAGAACAGUCUGCGGAUCACCACAGUCUCUAGUCUCGUGGGCGCAUGGCUUGGAGCGUUUCCUAUUCCCUUAGAUUGGGAAAGACCCUGGCAGGUGUGGCCCAUCUCCUGCACGCUUGGAGCGACCUUUGGCUAUGUGGCCGGCCUUGUCAUUUCUCCUCUCUGGAUAUACUGGAAUAGAAAGCAACUUACGUACAAGAACAAUUAACCGGAGCAAAGGGAGAAGA
Molecule: messenger RNA, 744 nt
Organism: Octodon degus (degu)
Lineage: Eukaryota; Metazoa; Chordata; Mammalia; Rodentia; Octodontidae
Gene: Pigf
Product: phosphatidylinositol glycan anchor biosynthesis class F
Exons: 6
Biological process (GO): GPI anchor biosynthetic process
Cellular component (GO): endoplasmic reticulum membrane
Source: RefSeq, a predicted model, not a curated record